GGAUGGGUUUGAAGAAAUGGAUGACUGUGGUGAAAUCGGAACACAACGGAGUCAAAUCUUCGAGAAAACAAGACAGAAAACGAGCUAAGCAGCUCAGAAAACUUCAAAAAGUCGCAAUGGCCAAGCAUCAGCCGAUAGAGAAGGUUAUGGUGGAUGCUCUUGGCGUCAGAAAGAAAACAAAGAAGAAAAAGAAAAAGAACCGCUCUGAAGCUAACAGUGAAACAGCGGUCGCUCAGCACGACUCUGAAGGGUUGCAGGUCGGGACAAACACUAGAUAUUCAAGCUCUGAGUCCGACUCUGAUGAUGGUCUUACUUAUGAGCAGUAUCUGAAAGAAGUACAGGACAAAAAGAUGAAGAUUGCAAUGGAGGAAGACAAUCCAGAGCAAGAUGAUGUUGACAUUCAUCGUUACUCGAAGCUCCUUGGAAUUACUGAGAAAAAGAAGGCUACAAAACUUAAAUCUUUUGCUAAUGAUGGCCUGGAUGAUUUGUUGGAAUUCUGCGAUAGUGACAAUCGCAAACGAUUAUUGGCUUCCUCAACGGAUCAAGAAAUUAGUUUGCAAGGAGGGGAACUGACUGACGACGACGACGAAGCCAUGAGUACAAUAGAAGGGGACGUAGAUCUUGAAGAAGAUAUUAAUUCACCGGAAGAAGAUCACGAAAGCGUAAUUGAUGAAAACGAAUAUGAAGAUGAGCAAAAUAGCGAAGACGAAGAUGAUGGUGAGGAAGAGUUGCAAGAGGAUAUCUACGGUCGCACUAUCAACAGAAAAACUGGACAAGUGAUUGGAGCAGACCCGAAGGCUGCUUUGAAGAAGCUAGAGGAUCUUGAUGCUAAAGGUGGCAAUGAUGAGUCAAAAUUGGAAAUUGAACGAGUUCUCCUGGGCACAAUAAAUAGGUUGUCCGAGGGUACAUUAGUUAGAAGUCAUCAGGUGAUCGCUCAGUACUGGCAGAAUCACUCGAAAAAUGACGUGAAGUCAUGUUUGACACGAAUCAUACUACGGUUGAUUGGUUCCCCUUAUCGACUUCAGGAUCAGCUGCUUUCGUUAUAUGCACUUUUUAUUGCCCACAUACAUGCUUUUAUCAGCGAAGAGAUCUCUGCCUAUUUUGUUGAAGUUUUCCUGCGAGAUUUUAUCAAAGAGAUUUCUACGGCACAAACCGCAGACGAUAAAAAGCUUGAGAAUAGUGUUGUAUUUCUCGCAAAUCUCCUUCAUUUUCGGGUCAUAAAAAUGUCAGUCAUUGUGGAGGUGCUGCAGAAAUUGCGAGAACAGCUAACUGUUGACAAUCUUCAACUGGUCGUGACGUUAUCCUCUUAUUCCUAUAAAUCUUUGCGACGACAUUAUUGGACUGCUUUCUCUGAAGAAAUGUCAGCAGUAUCGAAGAAACUGGAGUCUGCCGUGUUCUCUGGCUUACCUAGAGCGAAGUUUCUUGGAGAGACAUUGUUGUCCCUUCAAAAGGCUCCACCUUCAAAUAUUGAUCAAUCGGUUAUAGAGCACCAUUUAAAGAUCUUCCAAGGCUUAAGAAAAAAAAACAAAGUGGUCUCAGAGCAGGAGUUAGGUAUGUCUCUUGACGAUAUUCUGCACGCUGAAGAACGAGGUCGAUGGUCUGUCUCAAGUGUUUUGAACUUGCUUAUGUUUCUUAUCGUCAAAUUUGAUUUUUAUGAUGCUCAUAAUUUCCCCGAAAAUAUUGUGCAGCUUGCACGAAAAGCCAAAAUGAACAGCGAAGUGCGAAGAAAUGUGUUCUGCACCAUAGCAACAUCGGACGACGAGGACUCUGCUUUCGAGAAGCUUCUGAGACUCUCGCUCAAAGGACAGCAAGAAAGGGAGAUUAUUUACGUCCUUAUAACAAUGAUGCUGAAAGAGAAAGCAUUCAACCCUUUCUAUCCAAUGCUAAUUGCCAGAUUUUGCGAUUUUGACAAGAGAUUUACCCUGACUACUCAGUACGCUCUGUGGGAUCGCAUUCGGGAAGCAGGCUCGCUCAAGGCUCGUGCUCGUACCAGACUAGCGGAUCUUAUACACUACCUCAUCUCGCACGAGACGCUGUCUAUCACUGUACUAAAGGUUGUGGAAUGGGGCACAUUAUCUGGAGUUGUCUCGUCAAUCAUCCGUCGAGUCUUCAAACAGCUGUCAACUUGCCCUAUGCUGAAACUUCGAAGAAUUUUCAGUCCACUUUUCAUGAGAGACAAAAACCCUCUGCUCUCUGAAGGAUUGCGAUUGUUCCUUAAUGUUAAUUUCCCGGAUAGCGAAGCAUACAAGAAGAUAGAAGAGUGCUUUGCCGGAGAAACUUGAUAUCUGUGAAUUUAUGGUUUUGCAAAGAUUGUUACUUGUUAUUGUUAAAAUUUUUUCAUUGUUUUGAAUAAAU
This is a messenger RNA of Cylicocyclus nassatus, 2355 nucleotides long. Lineage: Eukaryota; Metazoa; Nematoda; Chromadorea; Rhabditida; Strongylidae. The record is from the annotation of a GenBank genome assembly.